Molecule: messenger RNA, 1340 nt
Organism: Elaeis guineensis (African oil palm)
Lineage: Eukaryota; Viridiplantae; Streptophyta; Magnoliopsida; Arecales; Arecaceae
Product: LEAF RUST 10 DISEASE-RESISTANCE proteinUS RECEPTOR-LIKE PROTEIN KINASE-like 1.5
Molecular function (GO): polysaccharide binding
Source: RefSeq, a predicted model, not a curated record
ACAUCCCAAAAGCUCACACGAGCACAUGCUCCUCCUUCCUCAUCAUACUCCUCCAAGGGAAGACUUUUAGGCUUUUAGCACCCAUCCCCCCUCUUCCUCCCCUCCCCUUUAUUCCACUCUACCAACCCACAACCAUGACUUUAAACUUCCCCACCACCUUUCUUCUCCUCACUACCACCCUUCUCCUCCUCCACCCCACCCCUUCCUCCUCGGAUUAUGCCUGCAAGAGCUCUUGCGGCUCCCUCGCCAUCCACUACCCCUUCGGCACCGGCCCCGGCUGCGGCAGCCCUGCUUUCCAGCCCCAUGUCACCUGCGACUCGGACCACCAGACCCUCACCCUCACCACCCACACCGGUUCAUACCCCAUCCAAGCCAUCGACUACACCAAUCAAGUCCUCUACCUCACCGACCCCUCCAUGUCGACGUGCUCCUCGACCAGUACCAGCAAAGGCUUCUCCCUCGACUGGAACGCCCCCUUCACCUUCCUCGACGGCAACAUCUUCGCCCUCCUCGACUGCUCCACCUCCUCCUCCCCUCUCUACUCAUCCAACGCCACCGACGUCCCCUUAUGCGACACCAGCAAUGCACCCAUCUGCUCCCUUCUUUACUCCUGCCCGGCCAUUUCUCUCUUCAACGCGCCGAUCUCGACGUGCUGCAUCUACGCGCCGGUCAGCCUCGGGCCAUCAUUCGAGAUGGAUCUCACGAAGCUGCAGUGCAGCUCCUACUCGGGGAUUUAUAGCUUCAAUGGCGCCGAGACUGAUCCCAGCGGGUGGAAGUUUGGGAUCGCCCUCAAGUACCGGUUUAGCGUCGACGAUGGCUAUCCAAGUGCAUGCGCCGACUGCGAGAAGAGCAAUGGAGUGUGUGGUUACACCGGGCAGUACAAUUCCUUCACUUGUAACUGCGGCGAUGGGAUGAACUCGUCCACGAAUUGCUACUUUGCCUCGGCGUCCUGGAACGGUGGGGGUAGGACUAUUCCAUCGUGGAUUGGAAUUGGAUUGAUCUCCUCAUGGUGGCUAGUUGUUGCUUGGAUACUGUAAGAGAUUUGGACAGAUGUGGGUACAAGUGGAUUUCGGUGUGCAAUGUGAAUUAUAAAGCUAAAGUUUGGAUAAUUUGAGUUUAAUUGUGCUGUUCUUAUCUUUAUGGAUAUCCAUAAAAGGCAGAGAUCUUGUAAUCAUGUUUCCUUGAUGCCAUUUUGUAGUGCAGUCCAAAGAUUUGUACAUUAGGAAUAUCAGAAAGGUGCAGCAAGGACCAUGGAAUAAAGACUAAUUCCAUGUUAUCAUUAUCUCUUCUUUUGGUUACGCAUAUUAUGGAAUAAAAAGGAUGCAUGGUUCCUUUUUCUA